AUGGCUGACCAAACAUUACUAGCAAAAGCUCGUAAAGCACGAUUUGAUGAUUUACCGAAUUUCUCUGGACAUCCUUCUGAGGAUGGCGAACGGUUUUUAAAAAGCAUUAAGAAUAUAACCAAAGCAACUGACGAAUCAGCUAAUCAAGAAAUUUUAGAAAUUGUUCGUAGUAAAUUAAUUCAAUCAGCAGGAAUAUGGUUCGAUAAUAAUGAACCUAAUUUCAAAAAAUGGUCAGAUUUCGAAACUGCAUUUCGAAAUCGAUAUUUUUCUUCAACAUCAGCUCAUAAGAAAUUUGAUACAUUAAAACAACGAAAACAUUUACCAGAUGAACCGAUUACAUCUUACUUCGAUGACAUCAUUAAUUUGUUCCGGGAAAUUUAUUCAAAUAUGUCAGAAAAAAU
Rotaria sp. Silwood2 is the source of this 401-nucleotide messenger RNA. The record is from the annotation of a GenBank genome assembly. Lineage: Eukaryota; Metazoa; Rotifera; Eurotatoria; Philodinida; Philodinidae.